Molecule: messenger RNA, 1989 nt
Organism: Annulohypoxylon truncatum
Lineage: Eukaryota; Fungi; Ascomycota; Sordariomycetes; Xylariales; Hypoxylaceae
Product: gamma-glutamyl phosphate reductase
Exons: 4
Coding region: 440-1789 (449 amino acids)
Molecular function (GO): glutamate-5-semialdehyde dehydrogenase (NADP+) activity; NADP binding
Source: RefSeq, a predicted model, not a curated record
CAAGACAUCGCUUCUAGCAGACCAACUUAUCCACUCGUUGCUGAGAUGGAUCUUGGCUCCUUCGUUGAGAAGACAGCUUUUGCAGAGCAGCCUCGUGUACAAGAAAUGGAUUCUUUUUCUUGGAAAAUAGAAGCAUGGUGGACAUGUAUAUGUGCGAAUGUCACAUAAGGAGACGUAAAUUUCGAGUUGCUGAGUAUCGUGUUUUAUUGGACGAAAUUUCAAUUCCAGGGGAUUCAAUGUGGCUAUAUGGAUGCUCACCUAGCCACCGUGGCUGUACUAUGUUGGUGGGGGUGGGGUAACCUAGAAGUUGCCAAGGUGAUACCGCUGAUAACCUGAGCCGUGAUUAGCCACUUGCAUCAUAGUCGCUUUCAUAACUUUGACGCUAUUCAACUUCCGAUAUAGGAAUAAUUGACGUUGCUCAACCUUAAACACUAAGGCAAUGUCUCUCACGAACGCCUCCCCUUCUGAAGCUGCAAAGGCGGCAAAAGAUGCUUCACACGUACUUGCUACGCUGUCUGAAUAUGCCAGAAACGAUGCCUUGACUGCCAUCCAUGCGGGCCUGACUGCCGCCAAGCAGGACAUCCUCGCAGCCAACGCUCGCGACCUUGAGGCCGCACGGGUAGCUGCAGAAAGUGGCCAGUUAAGUCAGAGCCUGGUUUCAAGGUUGGACCUCGGGAAGAAAGGGAAAUGGGAAGACAUGAUGAAGGGCAUACUUGAUGUUCGAGGUCUUGAGGAUCCUGUUGGCAAGGUUACUUUAAGAACUAAGCUUGACGAUGGUCUGGAGUUGACGAGAGUCACUUGCCCCAUCGGCGUCCUCCUAAUUAUAUUCGAGGCACGGCCCGAGGUUAUUGCUAACAUCGCCUCCCUGGCGAUAAAGUCGGGCAAUGCCGCCAUUCUAAAAGGAGGAAAGGAGUCAACGGAAUCAUUUAUUGCCAUCUCCAAGGUCAUCUCCGCAGCAUUGGAGAAGACAAAGGUCCCUAACGGCGCCAUUCAGCUCGUCACCACGAGAGACGUGAUACCUCAACUCCUGGAUCUGGACCAAUACAUCGACCUCGUAAUUCCUCGAGGCUCCAACGAUCUGGUAAAAUACAUCAAGUCAAACACCAAGAUUCCAGUUCUCGGUCACGCGGAUGGCUUGUGCUCCAUAUUCCUCGAGCAAUCAGCGGACCCGAAGAUAGUAUCGGACGUCCUCGUCGACUCCAAGACCAGCUAUCCCGCUGCAUGUAACAGCCUAGAGACGCUCUUAGUCCAAGAAUCGGCUCUCGAAACCAUCUUCCCUGUGGCAGCCGGAAACCUCAUCGCGAAAGGGGUUACUCUACGCUGUGACGCCAAGACGAAAGCGGGUCUUAUGAAAAAACUACCUUCGAAUUUGGCUGCCACGCUGAAGGACGCACAAGAAGCUGACUUCGACACCGAGUUCCUUAGCCUAACGCUUGCUGUCAAGGCGGUUGCAGAUAUCCACGAAGCAAUCGCUCACAUCAACACCCACGGCUCCAAGCACACGGACGCGAUCUUGACCAGUUCGUCGGAGCUCGCUGAGCUGUUCAUGUCGAGCGUGGACGCGGCGGGCGUGUACUGGAAUGCCUCUACCCGGUUUGCGGAUGGCAUGAGGUACGGUUUCGGUACCGAGGUCGGUAUUAGUACUAACAAGAUCCACUCCCGGGGUCCCGUUGGCUUAGAAGGCUUGAUGAUCUAUAAGUACAAGAUCCGGGGACAUGGGCAUGUAACGGCUGUGUACGGCGAGGGCGAGGGAAAGAAGAGCUUUAAACAUGAGAAACUUCCGCUGUAGAGAGUCGGUCUCUGUAGGUAAGUAUAUACCUGAGUAUACAUAUGGUCCAUGGCGUUUUGUAGGGGGGUUUUAAUGCGCAGGUGAAAAAAAAGUUGGAAAAAGUCCCUGAGCUAAGUUGACUUGCUUCUAAAAUAAGGAAAAAAACAGUGUAUGAGAUAUGCCUUGCUAUGACAUAAGAUGAUUAUACAACUUAACCAAGG